GAUGUUAAGGUUUUAAUUUUUGACGACAGACUUGACCCAAUUUUUGGCAUUUUAAAAAUAUGGUUAUACUUCUUUAAGUAAAUUAUUCGUAAUGAAACAAUCACGACACUGACGUGAAUUACACUAACCGAUUCAGCAUACACUCAAUCAAACACAAAGUCAGACAGAACUAUACUGUGUCUCAAAAGAGAAUAAUCAGUCCGCCGACCGAUUCUCGUCAGUGUCGCGCAUCCCCCACCAAAUACACAGCGUUUACGUGAUCACGUGGUUCUCAACGCACCAAUCGAAUCAUUCGUGAUGCACGACAGGUGAUUAUUCUCUUUUGAGACAGAGUAUAAAGUGCUUAUGGCCGGGGAUUCCAAAUUAUUAUCUAACUAGUAUUUGCUGUCAUUUAUUUUUUACCACGAAACACUCAUAAAUUGAAGUUAUUCUAAAAAUAUUAUCAGCUUGUGUUCAUUUUUUGUUUGAUGGCUUAUAUAAUUGGAAAUAUAUAUUUUUAUAGCUAUGCCGAAGAAACCUUAUGUUUAUGGCAAAACGACUCAAAUUGAUAGAUUAGUUGAAUGCUAUAAGCAAAUGUAUUUAAACGAACUUGCAGUUAAAAAACCUGAAAAUGGAAUACAGCUUCAGGAAGAUAAUUAUUACGAUCCAAAUAGGGUGCUAUCAAAAAGAGAAAUUGAUCCAAGCGAAUUUGACAACAUAUUAAAUAAAAUCUAUCAUAAGCAGUAUCAAACGUCGAAUGAUUUUUAUAAAAUAAUAAAUGCAUUAAAGAAAGAAUUAGUUCAUAAUGUAUACAUGCAAAACAGAGUGAAUGCAUUGGCUGAAAAAGACCUUAAAAGAAAACUUGAUGAACCACUGAAGACGUUUGUUUUUAAUUGGGCGCCUGAUCAUUCAAAAGAAUUCUUUAGAUCAGUGUCAGAGUUUUGUGCUACAUACGGCUCAAAUCCUGAAACUAUUGAAAUGCAUAAAGUAAAAAAUUCACAAUAGUAGUGCAAAAAAGGUGCCUUAUUAUAUAUACGCAAAUAACAUACAGCUUCAAAUGGAUACUUUACUAAUUAAAUUAUAUUGGAAUGUUACUCUAAUAAAUAAAUUAUACUUAUUAUAUAACUUAGCUACAUAAAAUGA
This is a messenger RNA of Acyrthosiphon pisum (pea aphid), 1122 nucleotides long. RefSeq lists its product as uncharacterized. NCBI's taxonomy places the organism in Eukaryota, Metazoa, Arthropoda, Insecta, Hemiptera, Aphididae. The record is from RefSeq and is a predicted model, not a curated record. Bases 505 to 984 code for a protein of 159 amino acids. The transcript has 13 exons.